AUGUCGUAUAAUAAAAAUUAUGGAGGGCAGUUCAUGGGACUUCGCCCAGUAGCAACUAACAAGGAUUCUCAAAAUACAAACAAUGAAAAUAAGUUUAAUAAAAUAAAUUUAAAUGAUUUAAAAUCUACUGAAAAAAAAGAAAAAUCAAUUGCAACAAAAGUCAUAUUCUCGCUGUCUGAAUUAAGAGGAGUUAAUUUACCUGAAUUAGAAAAUGGAGAUGUAUAUUUUUUCUGUACAGCAAUAUUUGAUAAUCAGGAUGUAAAAUCGUCAAUGGAAAAAUCAAACUAUAACUCUCCUUUGGUUAAAGGGCAAUAUUUGUCUAAUUCUUACGCUCUUGAUUUUGAAAGCGAAAUUGUUCUGAAAAUUCCUGAAGAUACAGUAUUCGUUCGAUGUUAUGUAUCCCACAUAUCAUCUGUAGAAGCUGACGGAAAGAGAAACAUCAAAUUAGAAGGAAUAGGUUAUACUGAGCCAUUUGUCGUUCAAGAAUGUCAUGUAUAUCCUUAUUCAAGGUGCAAGCUUAUUCCUGCUGUGGGCGCACAAGAACUAGGAGGCACCAUAAAAAUGUGUGUAAAAUGCGUAGAUAAUACACACCCAUCAACUGUAAAAGAAACCGAGCCGUAUAAUAUUAUAGAAGAGUUUAAAAAACGUUAUGAAAAUUAA
Messenger RNA from Plasmodium vinckei vinckei, 660 nucleotides. Its product is annotated as conserved Plasmodium protein, unknown function. NCBI's taxonomy places the organism in Eukaryota, Apicomplexa, Aconoidasida, Haemosporida, Plasmodiidae. The coding region runs from base 1 to 660 and encodes 219 amino acids. The record is from RefSeq and is a predicted model, not a curated record. The transcript is spliced from 8 exons.